AUGGGAGUAAUAGUGUCCCGCAUUACCCCUUUCCCUCUCAUCCCGUCCCACAUUGUCCCCUUCCCUCUUCGCCCGCCCACACCAGUGCCCAUCCGAGCGUACUAUUCUGACUAUAUGGCGUAUGCCCCUGGGGGAGGGACAGCCCCUGGGGGAGGGACAGCCCCUGGGGGAGGGACAGCCCCUGGGGGAGGGACAGCCCCUGGGGGAGGGACAGCCCCUUGGGGAGGGACAGCCCCUGGGGGAAAUGGGGGGGGUGGAGGCGGAACUGGGAUGGCAGCAGGAGGGGGGAAUGGGGGGGCAGGAGUGGGAGGAGGAGGAGGAGCAGCAGGAGUGGGAGGAGCAGGAGGAGUAGGAGGAGCAGGAGCAGUGGGGUUAGGCAGAAAGGGACAGGAUGUAGGGAAAGAGGGAAAUGCCGCCCAGGCAGCAAAGGGUAGCAACGGAACAGAAGGGAUCAGCAGCAAUGGAACACCAAGGAGCAGCAAUGGAACAGAGAGUAGCAGCAACGGAACCAUUUCUAUCUGUUUCCUCACACAGAACCCCUCCCACGCCCCUCCCAUCAUCAACUCCCUCGAGAUUCUCCCCGUUGACUCAGAAGCUUACGACUCCGCCACCCUCGGCCCAGAUAUUAUCCUCUCGUCUUAUCUCCGGAUCAACAUGGGCGGCGGGCAGGUUGGGCCCGAGCCUCAGGACCCGGGGUUCCGAACCUGGAUUGCGGAUGUGGUUUGGGAGAAGGAGAUGGCUCGGCUCGGGGGAGGUCUGAUGCUCACAGAACCCUUUGCGAACCACAGCCACCUCAACAGCAUGGUUCAACAACAGGAGUACGAGCAUAGAGGGCAGCAUGGGGGGCAGCACGGAGAGCAGCACAAGCAGCACAUGCAGCACAGGCGAGUGCUCACAGGAUUAGAUCCCCAAGGCACAGCCGGAGCAGCAGGGGCAGCAGGGGCAGCAGGGGUAACCGGAGCAACAGGAGCAGCAGGAGCAGCAGGAGCAGCAGGAGCAGCAGGCACACUUCCUCCUCCUCCUCCUCCUUCCCCAGGAGCGCAGAUCACGGGGUUCCGGAUGGCUCUGAUACCAGCGCACGUGUCGAACCUCUGGUACAUGCGCUUCUACUUCGCCGAGAUGAAUGUAACUGCCAAGGUGGGCGACCGGCGGUUUGACAUCCUGCUGGGGAGCGGCCGUCGGGUGGUGGCUCUGGGGAAUAGAGUCGGGCUGCUGGACGGGCGAGGUGGGAAGGGGAGUGGGAGUGCUGGUGCUGGUGCUGGUGCUGGUGCUGCUGGUGGUGCUGCUAACUCGGCAGCAGAAGCAGCAUUAGGAUCGUCAUCGUCAGCAGCAGCGGCAGCAGCGGAAGCAUCGUCGGAUUUCGACAUUCUCUCGCACGUGCCGCCCCGCACGGCCCUCAUCGUCCCCAUCCUCUUCAACUUCUCCCGCUUCUCCCUCGGCCGUUCAGAGGAUCUCGAGGUCCGUGUUAUGCUCAUUUGCUUCCGGGCUGCCUCCGCUUCUCCCACGGCCGCUCAGAGGAUCUCGAGACGUCUCAACACACUUCUUCAACCCCGCACGGCCCUCAUCGUGCCCCUCCUCUUCAACUUCUCCCGCUUCUCCCACGGCCGCUCAGAGGACUUGGAGGUGCGUGUUGCUGGUAAAGCAUCUUUACGUGCUCAUUUGCGUCCGGGCAGCUUCCACUUCUCCCACGGCCGCUCAGAGGACCUCGAGGUAGGCGUGCGCACUGCAGCCAAUAGCACGCUGCCAGCUGUCCUGAGUGCUGUGGAGCUAUUCGAAGUGGUGCCAGUGUCCCUGGAGAAAGAGGAGGAGGAGGGAGAGGAGGGAGGAGAGGAGGUGAAUGUGGUUCAAGAAGAUGAGGCUUGA
Closterium sp. Naga37s-1 is the source of this 1863-nucleotide messenger RNA. The record is from the annotation of a GenBank genome assembly. NCBI's taxonomy places the organism in Eukaryota, Viridiplantae, Streptophyta, Zygnematophyceae, Desmidiales, Closteriaceae.